UAUGAUGCACGGAAAAUUAGCAUGAAUGACAGCCAAACAGACCAGCCAAUCUGAGGAUGAUUUAAGUGCUAACAGGAGCCAAUAGGAGUAUAUUUGGGCGUGAAUAGAUGUUUUUGUCCACUGGAAAACAUUUUAAGAAUCGUGACUCCCUGUGACUGGACCAUCCUUCACGACUAAAACCCAACACAUUUGGGAUAUACUGCUUCAUAUUUAUUAAAUAUCUAGCUAGCUGAGUUAUAAACCGUUCCACUAUUUAGCUUGAUAGGAUUGAAAUGCUACAUUUUCGGUCUUCGGUAGUGCUCAAGGAGUUGUUUCAAUCCAACCUGAAGCGCCCUUUGACAGGUAUAGCCAGAAAUACAUCACCAUCAGUCGCGUAUUGCUUUAACACCGCCUGUACAGAUGUCAGAUAUGUGCCCAAAUUAAAGUGUCUCCAGCAUGCGGUUGGAUGGAGAGAUUCGCCAUACACUACCAACGGCCACGGAACUCGGAAGCUCUCCACCAAGAGCGAUGACGGUUCGGCCCCACCGCCGACGGACACCAAAAAUGACACCGCCACCAGCAAUGAAACCGCCACCAAGGAGGCAGCUGCCGAAAAGAGAAGGAAGGCAGGCAUCCUGCCCAGUCUGGAGGAUCUACUCUUCUACACCAUCGCCGGGGGCGCUGAAAAAAUCCCAGCUCACAAAUUCACCACAGCGCUGAAAGCCACAGGGCUUCGGACCGGAGACCCCCGGCUGAAGGAAUGUAUGGAGAACCUGAAAGUCAUCAUGAAGACCACGUCAGACGGAAAUCUGGACCGACACCUCUUCAAGAAGUGUGUCCAGAGCAACAUCGUGCUGCUCACCCAGGCCUUCAGGAAGAAGUUUGUUAUUCCCGACUUUGUGUCCUUUGCCUCCGAAAUCGACGCGCUCUAUGAGAAUGCCAAACACCUGGGAGGGGGACAGGUGGCUGACUACAUUCCCCAGCUGGCAAGGUUCAGCCCGGACCUCUGGGCUGUGUCCAUAUGCACUGUGGAUGGACAAAGACACACAGCGGGUGACACCAAAGUCCCGUUCUGCCUGCAGUCGUGUGUAAAGCCUCUGAAGUACGCCAUCGCCGUGAAUGACCACGGGACAGAGUAUGUGCACCGUUUCAUCGGCAAAGAGCCCAGCGGUCUGCGCUUCAACAAACUAUUCCUUAACGAGGAAGAUAAACCACAUAACCCUAUGGUUAACGCCGGCGCUAUCGUGUGCACGUCCCUCCUAAAGCAAGGGGCAAGCAACGCUGAGAAAUUUGAUUAUGUCAUGAACUUCAUGAACAAGCUGGCAGGAAACGAGUAUGUGGGUUUCAGCAAUGCCACAUUCCAGUCAGAGAGGGAGUCUGGAGAUCGGAACUUUGCUAUUGGCUACUACCUGAAGGAGAAGAAGUGCUUUCCAGAGGGGACAGACAUGACCUCCAUUUUAGACCUCUACUUCCAGCUGUGCUCCAUCGAGGUGACCUGUGAAAGCGCCAGCGUCAUGGCGGCCACCCUGGCCAACGGCGGCUUCUGUCCAAUCACAGGCGAGCGCGUGCUGGGCCCGGAGGCGGUACGGAACACCCUGAGUCUCAUGCACUCAUGCGGCAUGUACGACUUCUCGGGACAGUUCGCUUUCCACGUUGGACUUCCAGCGAAGUCGGGCGUGGCAGGGGGCAUCCUGCUGGUGGUGCCCAACGUCAUGGGUAUCAUGUGCUGGUCCCCUCCACUGGACAAGCUGGGUAACAGUGUACGAGGAAUCCAGUUCUGCACGGAUCUGGUGUCCCUUUGCAACUUCCACAACUACGACAACCUGAAGCACUUUGUCAAGAAGCUGGAUCCUCGCAGGGAGGGAGGAGACCAAAGGGUGAAGUCGGUCAUCAAUCUUCUCUUUGCUGCGUACACUGGCGAUGUGUCUGCACUGAGGAGGUUUGCUCUGUCUUCCAUGGACAUGGAGCAGAGGGACUAUGACUCCAGGACAGCCCUCCAUGUGGCUGCAGCAGAGGGACAUGUGGAGGUGGUCAAGUUCCUGUUGGAGGCAUGCAGGGUCAACCCUGUUCCCAAAGACAGGUGGGGUAACACACCGAUGGAAGAGGCAGUGCACUUUGGACACCACGACGUUGUGACCAUGCUCCAGGACUACAACAACAAGUACAGUCCACCGGGGGGCGCCAAUGAGGACAAAGAGAAGGAGACAGCGGAGAAGAACAUUGACGGCCUACUAUGAGCCAAUUAAUACUCUUAUCUAUCCAUAGAAAUGAAAUAACUAGAACGGACGU
Oncorhynchus gorbuscha (pink salmon) is the source of this 2268-nucleotide messenger RNA. RefSeq names its product glutaminase kidney isoform, mitochondrial-like. Lineage: Eukaryota; Metazoa; Chordata; Actinopteri; Salmoniformes; Salmonidae. The transcript has 17 exons. Bases 273 to 2216 code for a protein of 647 amino acids. Gene Ontology annotation, molecular function: glutaminase activity; protein binding. Gene Ontology annotation, biological process: L-glutamine catabolic process. The record is from RefSeq and is a predicted model, not a curated record.